CUCGCUCUCUCGGUGGCCGCCAGAGCCGCCAAGAUGGCGUCCGCCCUGGAGCAGUUCGUCAACAGCGUCCGGCAGCUCUCGGCCCAAGGGCAAAUGACGCAGCUUUGCGAACUGAUCAACAAAAGCGGGGAGCUGCUUGCCAAAAACCUUUCUCAUCUGGACACCGUCCUGGGGGCCCUCGAUGUUCAAGAGCACUCGUUGGGGGUUCUUGCUGUUCUGUUUGUGAAGUUUUCUAUGCCCAGCGUCCCCGACUUCGAGACGCUGUUUUCGCAGGUUCAGCUUUUUAUCAGCACGUGUAACGGGGAGCACAUUCGAUACGCGACAGACACUUUUGCUGGGCUGUGUCACCAAUUAACAAACGCCCUGGUGGAGAGGAAGCAGCCUCUGCGAGGGAUCGGAAUUCUCAGGCAAGCCAUCGACAAGAUGCAGAUGAAUACUAACCAGUUGACCUCAAUACAUGCAGAUCUAUGCCAGCUCUGUUUGUUAGCAAAAUGCUUUAAACCUGCCCUCCCGUAUCUAGAUGUGGACAUGAUGGAUAUUUGUAAAGAGAACGGGGCGUACGAUGCAAAGCAUUUUCUCUGUUACUACUACUAUGGCGGAAUGAUAUACACUGGCCUCAAGAACUUUGAAAGAGCACUCUACUUCUAUGAACAGGCUAUAACGACUCCUGCCAUGGCCGUGAGUCACAUUAUGUUGGAAUCCUAUAAAAAAUACAUCCUAGUCUCCUUGAUACUUCUUGGCAAAGUGCAACAGCUGCCGAAAUACACCUCCCAGGUAGUGGGUAGAUUCAUUAAGCCACUCAGCAACGCCUACCACGAAUUAGCACAAGUGUAUGCCACCAAUAAGCCCUCGGAGCUGCGGGCUCUGGUGAACAAGCACAGCGAGACGUUCACCCGAGACAACAACAUGGGCCUGGUGAAGCAAUGCUUGUCCUCGCUCUAUAAAAAGAACAUUCAGAGGCUAACGAAGACAUUUUUAACGCUAUCACUACAAGACAUGGCAAGUCGAGUGCAGCUCUCGGGGCCCCAGGAAGCCGAAAAAUACGUCCUUCACAUGAUAGAAGAUGGUGAAAUCUUUGCUAGUAUUAACCAGAAAGACGGAAUGGUCUGUUUCCACGAUAAUCCAGAGAAAUAUAACAAUCCCGCCAUGCUGCACAACAUCGAUCAAGAGAUGCUGAAAUGUAUAGAGCUUGACGAGAGACUAAAAUCUAUGGAUCAAGAGAUAACUGUGAACCCUCAGUUUGUUCAAAAGAGCAUGGGGUCUCAAGAAGACGAAGCAGGAAGCAAGCCAUCCAGUUAUUCUUGAAAAUCACAUUUUUUGUUUUGUGUUGCCUGCUUGCUGUUCCGUUGCAAACAAACAAAGCUAAAGAAAAUCACCUUUAGGAUCCAAGUGUUACAAAGUAUACAGCAAGCAGAGAAUUGACUGUUUUCACCGGGACUUUGAAAGCAAAGUGUAAAUGACACAUCUUCUCAGUACUGUAUGAUAUCCAGAAAAAAUAUCCUUUGUGAAGAAAGGAAAAAUCUCAUUCUGUUGUGUAUUUAUCUGGAAAUUAACAUCGUCAAUGCAUUAAAUAAUUUGCUUUUUGUUUGA
This is a messenger RNA of Sphaerodactylus townsendi, 1590 nucleotides long. It is a transcript of the gene COPS3, whose product is annotated as COP9 signalosome subunit 3. The transcript has 12 exons. The record is from RefSeq and is a predicted model, not a curated record. NCBI's taxonomy places the organism in Eukaryota, Metazoa, Chordata, Lepidosauria, Squamata, Sphaerodactylidae. Bases 34 to 1305 code for a protein of 423 amino acids. Gene Ontology annotation, cellular component: COP9 signalosome. Gene Ontology annotation, biological process: ubiquitin-dependent protein catabolic process.